Molecule: messenger RNA, 3354 nt
Organism: Linum trigynum
Lineage: Eukaryota; Viridiplantae; Streptophyta; Magnoliopsida; Malpighiales; Linaceae
Source: the annotation of a GenBank genome assembly
CAUCACAAACAGACUCACCAUAAAACCAGUCACACUAAGAACGUAACCAUAGUCAAGAAACUCACAGAUUCAUUACAAGUUUACAACCCUGCGAGCCUUUUGAUUUCAUUUUGCAAAUUGUAUCUUCUUUUUCACAUAUUCAUUACAACCCUAUAAAGCAGAUGAAAGAAAAUAGUUGGAAACAGAGUGACCACCAUCUCAACCAGCCACAACAACAUGAGUAUAUUAAGAACAAAGAUGAAAUAAGCAGAGUGACCAUCGAAGCUCAUCUCCGAGGUCUCAAUCCCCUGUGCAGUCGAAUCAAUUCGGACCCUUGAUCCAUUCUCAACUAAUCAAUCCACCAAGCAUACCUAAUAUCUAGAUUCCAUGCCUAGUAGAAAACCCACGAAGGGGCAAAGAGCUCGAAGGGGCAAACUACCCCCGAAUCCAUAAAUCCCAUAUAUCUUGAAGUUGCCGUUUUCUAUUAGCAGAUGCAAAAAAGCUUUCUGAGUUCCUGGUCGGUCGCCGCCUUGGCGGAGCUGCAACGGGAACGGGGAGAGGAAAGGUUGACAUGAAGAGAGAGGGAGUACCAGAACGGCGGUGCGAGCCGGGAUACGGAGGCCGGCGGAGGUGAGAAUCUGCUCGUCCGCCGAGGGAAGCCAGGGGAAGGGUCAUCGUCGUUACUGGGAAGUUCUCGCCUCUUGGUGAUGCGUGACGUCGAGAGGGACGAGAAGCUCAAGAGUCGGGACGGAGACAAGAACUAGUAGGGAGAGGUAUCGUCGGCGCUGGUGCUGCCGGCGAGCCUUGCUCUUGACCUCUUGUGGUGAGAAGGUCGGCGGCGCCGACGCUGGGAAGAAUAAAUCGGGUAUGUCAUGUAUGUGGUGAGAACUGGAGGGCGACCUUUAGAUUAGAGAUUUACGCAUUUAGCGGUUAGCGGUUUUGAACCGUAACCGCGCGGUUUCGGUCGAUCCGUAUCGCAAACCGCAAACCGCUUAAUUAUUAGAUCGCAAAUGAGACCGCAACCUUAAUGGUGCGGUUUGGUCCGACCGCACAAGUGAUUUGGAGCGGGCGGUGCGGUUUGGACCGCACCAAUGCCCACCCCUAGUUGAACUGAUCUCACUAGAGAAAAAGCCAGCCUAACCCACUCGUACUCCUUCCUUCACUGAUUUCACAGCUAUCUUCUCCCUUUCCGCUUUCAAUUCCUCUCUCUUAGCUUCCUUUGUGUUACCACCUCUCUCGCUCUAUCUAUAAAACUGGGGCUUCGUCGUGGUGGGCUUUCUUUCACUUGUAGAAUGCGGAGGCGAAACCCUAGCUAGGGGCGAGGUCCUUUCUUAUCUAGCUCUUGUUUGUUUCUCUUUCGGAGUUUGGAAGAUCCAGACGGUUGUCUCGGCGGUGGAUGGGGAAUUGCUGCAGAUCUCCGACAGCCGUAGCCAGGGAGGACGUGAAAUCUAGCUUCUCCGGCCAUGAUCACACCAAGAAGGACGCCGUCUCGGGCAAGAGUAAACUGCCGAUUACUGUGUUGUCUGAUGUCGCUAAGGAGAAUAUCGAGGAGAGGUACCUGAUCGAUCAAGAGCUCGGCCGGGGCGAGUUCGGGGUUACCUACCUCUGUAUCGAAAGGGGGAGUCGAGACUUGCUGGCCUGCAAGAGCAUUUCCAAGCGAAAGCUAAGGACGGCGGUGGAUAUCGAGGAUGUGCGGAGGGAAGUGGCGAUUAUGAAGCACUUGCCCCGGAAUUCGAGUAUAAUGAGCUUGAAUGAGGCUUGCGAGGACGACAAUGUCGUGCACUUAGUGAUGGAGUUGUGCGAGGGAGGGGAGCUCUUUGAUCGGAUUGUGUCCAGGGGUCAUUAUACGGAACGGGCCGCUGCUUCUGUCACUGGAACUAUUGUGGUAGUUGUCCAGCUCUGCCACAAGCAUGGGGUGAUUCAUAGGGACUUGAAACUCGAAAAUUUCUUGUUCGCGAAUAAGAAAGAGAAUUCGCCUCUCAAGGCCAUUGAUUUUGGCCUGUCUAUUUUCUUCAAGCCAGGGGAGAGGUUCUCUGAAAUUAUUGGCAGUCCAUAUUACAUGGCCCCGGAGGUGCUUAAGCGGAACUAUGGGCCUGAAAUUGACAUAUGGAGUGCAGGGGUUGUUCUCUAGAUUUGUUGUGUGGGGUUCCUCCAUUUUGGGCUGGUAAGUCUUGUUCUCUCUUCAGUUACCGUUUCUUCCGUCUUCUCUCUUUAGAUUUUUUAUGUGCAAACAUGUGCACUGUUCCUCUGUUGCCACACAUUUCUACUGCCAAUAGAUCAUUCUACCAAAGGGUUAGCCAGGUAAAACCCUUUUAACCACAAACCAAUUUACUUGCCCUUCACUUUAGCAAACUACUCUUCUAAUUUCAGAGUCUGAGCAAGGAGUUGCGCAGGCCAUCCUCCGUGGAGUCAUAGAUGUCAAACAGGAUCCUUGGCCAAAUAUUUCUGACAGUGCUAAGAGUUUGAUCAAGCAAUGUUAGAGCCAGACCCAAAACUUCGGUUAAUCGCAAAGCAAGUUCUUGGUGCGUUGAAUAUUAUUUUUAUGAUGCCUAUCUUUCUUAAUCACUGCCAGUUCUGGUUGCCGUACGGUUAUAUAUGUAUUAUCUGUAGAGCAUCCGUGGCUUCAAAAUGCCAAAAAAGCUCCAAAUGCUCCGCUCGGAGAUGUUGUCAAAUCAAGGCUUAAACAGUUCUCUAUUAUGAACUGGUUCAAGAGAAAAGCCUUACGGGUUGGUCUUUAAUCCGUCAUUAAAAUCUUUAUUAUGAAUAACGCGUUUGCAUAUGGAGAUAUGAACUUCACUUCUUGUGAUUAGGUGAUUGCGGACUUCUUAUCGGUGGAAGAGGUUGGGGACAUUAAAGAAAUGUUCAAGAAGAUGGACACUGACAAGGAUGGUGUUGUCUCAAUUGAAGAACUAAAAGUUGGUCUCCGUAACUAAUCCUAGCUUGCAGAACUAGAAGUUCAAUUGUUGGUAGAAGCUGUGAGUAUACAUAAUCUUUAUUUAUCCGAUCAGUGCCAAAUCUGUUGCAAUAUGCCUUGAAUUUUUUUUCCAUAGUGGGGAAAUCAGUUAGACUUGCCAUCUGUUACAUCUCCUGAUUUAAGAAUGGAAAUGCUUUGGCUGGUGAAAAGUUGGCGUGCAUUAGUAUACAAUCUCGUUUUCCCCCGAAUAGCACACUUUGUGAAAGAGUUGCAUCUUUCCACAGAGAAUAUUGUAGGUUUUCAUAUUGUGGAUCUUUUGGUUUUCUUUCCCUGCUCUCACUCUAGAUCAAAGGAACUAGCUCUCCGUGGACACUGAAAGUAGGUUCUGCGUUGCUGCGCAUCUAUAAGUUUAUUAAGUAGCUGAGUCUCUUUGGAAAAUUGGAUAAAAGGGAAAACAAGUU